Messenger RNA from Hypomesus transpacificus, 2399 nucleotides. It is a transcript of the gene foxn2a, whose product is annotated as forkhead box N2a. Gene Ontology annotation, cellular component: nucleus. Gene Ontology annotation, molecular function: cis-regulatory region sequence-specific DNA binding; DNA-binding transcription factor activity. The record is from RefSeq and is a predicted model, not a curated record. The coding region runs from base 184 to 1380 and encodes 398 amino acids. NCBI's taxonomy places the organism in Eukaryota, Metazoa, Chordata, Actinopteri, Osmeriformes, Osmeridae. Gene Ontology annotation, biological process: regulation of DNA-templated transcription. The transcript is spliced from 6 exons.
CCUUGGCAACGGCAAAGGGGUUUGGUAGCGUUGCUGUGCGGCGUGAUCUGCGCGCUGCGUGCACGGAGGAAGCAGCUGCUGAACUGAUCUCUGACAUUGUGCAGCUAGACGGACCGAACAGUACACACCACAGCAACCGCUCCGCUUUAAAGGCAUUGCGUGUAUGAAUACCCCCCUGGGUUAAUGGGUCCUAUCAUCGGGAUGUCUCCUGAUAAGAAAGCAGAAACUCCAGCACCCCAGGAGAAGUGGGAUGCAUUGGGGGCAGGGUCUAUCCCUGAGGGGGAGUGUGCCUCCAGCCCAUUGGCCACCUGCGUAGAUCGGGCAGGCGAGGAUGAGGAGCUGACCAACCUGAACUGGCUCCACGAGAACCUGCUGCAGAACUUCACCCUGGGAGGCCCGGGGGGCCCGGAGGCCCUGGCCAGCCCCAGCCCGCUGUUCGACAUUGAGGGGGAUCCGGGGGCACGGGGCCCUUCAGCCUCCCCCAGCUCGUCCCGGGGCAGGGGGGGUGAGAGGGAUGCGCUGAAGGCCAAGCCCCCUUUCUCCUUCUCCCUGCUCAUCUACAUGGCCAUAGAGCAGUCCCCCAGCAAGUCCCUGCCUGUGAAGGACAUCUACGGCUGGAUCCUGCAGCACUUCCCCUACUUCUCCAGCGCUCCCACUGGCUGGAAGAACUCGGUGCGCCACAACCUGUCUCUCAACAAAUGCUUCCGUAAGGUGGAGAGGAGCCUGGGCAAGGUGAAUGGGAAGGGGUCUCUGUGGUGUGUGCAUCCAGAGUAUCGGCCAAACCUCCUUCAGGCCCUGAAGAAGCAGCACCUUCCCUCAGCACACACCCUCUCCACACCGCCUGCCUCCCCCACCAGUGCCUCAUCACCUCCUCGUCACCUCUUCCUGCAAGGCUGCUCACUCAAAGAAUCAGACAUUGACGCAGCCACUGCCAUGAUGCUCUUAAACUCCGCCCCUGGCCACCAAGACGAGCCAUGUGACUCUGACGGUCCUCUGGACCUGUCUAGACCAGACCUGGUGCUGGUGAGCAGCGACCCCAAACAAGACCACAACUACAGCAGCUUGGCCCUCCAGCGCUGCUCCUCCUCCUCCUCCCUCUCUUCCCUGGAGGAGGGAGGGGGGCGGACGCGCCGCGCCGGCAGCGAAGGUUUCCAUAGCGACGAGGACUCUGACCUGUGGGAGGAGAGAGGCCGCUCCCUCCCUCCUCGCCGCACCUCUGCCAAGCGUCCGGCGAAGAAGCGCGCCAGGCGGGAGGUGCGUCCAGACCUGGACGAGGAGCUGAAGGAGGCGGCCGGAUCCCUGCUGCACCUGGCCGGCGUCCGCAGCGACACGCACGGCACCACACGCUCCGCCAAGAGCAAAAAACUGAACCGGAAAUGAGGUGGUGUCUCUGCCCCUUAGGACCCCCUGACCCUUUGUGUGUCCUGGUGUGUCUGCCCCGUCUCCUCUUCAUCUUUUGGUCUCUUAUUGGAUGUUUUGAGCCCUUUUAUAUUUUGGGGAUUUCCUGUUCAAAUCAACAGGUGGCAAUAGGACAACUGGCUCAGGAGAAGCAAAGCCAUAGACUCUAGUAGCCAGGGGUCUUCUCCCCAGCGCCCACACUUCUCCCUGUCAGCCAGGAGACAGCAGAGGUGCGUCUGAGUGGCAGACCCAUGCUUCCUCCUCCUCCGCUACGUAUUCAGAAUGAGCAUGAUCUUUCCAGACACCCUAACUCUCAUACCGAACAUACCCCAACUGCUAAUGGACCCCCUCCUCCUCCUCUUCUUCUUCCACCCUGUAGAAGGAGAAGAUACUUGUUGUGAUGUGUGACCUUGGUUAAGGAGUAUCCUACAGAGAUGCAAUAAUGAAUCCAUGACCUUAAUAACCUUCUUAACCUGGGUUCCUCUAAACGCUGGUGUUGAUCAGGGAUGAGGGCACUGCUGUGUAGUGUAGAGACAGAAUUAAGUAUCAUGUUUUAAGUGUUUACAGUGAACCGGGAUCUGGAUCAUCCAGACAACCAGGUGUUUACCUGCCCUGGCCCCAGCCUCAGCCCUGGCCCCUGCCUCUGUUUCUGCCUCAGCCCUGGUCCCAGCCUCUAUUCCUGCCUCAGCCCUGGUCCCAGCCUGUGUUCCUCCCUCAGCCCUGGCCCCAGCCUCUGUUCCUCCUUCAGCCCUGGCCCCAGCCAUAACCCAAUUUUCCGAGUCUCAGCUCCGGACUCAGCCCUGGCCUCCCUUGGGUGUUCCUGUCUGUCCAAAGUGAGGUGUGUCUAAUAUGGCCCAAUCAUGGCAGAUGUGGUAACCAUGGUGAUCCCGAACUGUGCUGUUGCACUAUCCCUCCAACACAUGUUCAAGAGGAAGAGAGUGAGGGGGACAGAGAGACAGAAAGUGUGAUGGAAGGGGAGAGAGAGCAAGAGGAUGCAAGGG